Messenger RNA from Myotis lucifugus (little brown bat), 2032 nucleotides. RefSeq names its product thyrotropin releasing hormone degrading enzyme (gene TRHDE). Gene Ontology annotation, cellular component: cytoplasm. The record is from RefSeq and is a predicted model, not a curated record. The annotation marks the transcript as partial. Gene Ontology annotation, biological process: peptide catabolic process; proteolysis. The transcript is spliced from 12 exons. Gene Ontology annotation, molecular function: zinc ion binding; peptide binding; metalloaminopeptidase activity. NCBI's taxonomy places the organism in Eukaryota, Metazoa, Chordata, Mammalia, Chiroptera, Vespertilionidae.
GGCCCCCCCCGGCUUUCCCCCCGGCGCGGGUGGCAACCGGGAGCCUCCCCGGGUUUCUGCCGGGGCGCCCACCACCCAGCUGGGCGGGGGACUCCUGGCCGCCGGAGGCGGGCGGGGAGGCCACCCCCUGGGACCCCCGUCCCGCCCAGCCGCCGUCGGAGGAAGAGCAGGAGCCCGGGCAGCCGUGGACGCAGCUGCGCUUGUCGGGCCAUCUCAAGCCGCUCCACUACAAUCUGAUGCUCACCGCCUUCAUGGAGAAUUUCACCUUCGCCGGCGAGGUCAACGUGGAGAUCGCGUGCCGGAACGCCACCCGCUACGUCGUGCUGCACGCCUCCCGGGUGGCCGUGGAGAAGGUGCAGGUGGCCGAGGACCGGGUGGCCGGGGCUGUCCCGGUGGCCGGCUUCUUCCUCUACCCGCAGACCCAGGUGUUGGUGGUGGUGCUGAACAGGACCCUGGACGCGCAGAGGAACUACAACCUGAAGAUCAUCUACAACGCCCUGAUCGAGAAUGAGCUCUUGGGCUUCUUCCGCAGCUCCUACGUGCUCCACGGGGAGAGAAGAUUCCUUGGUGUUACUCAGUUUUCACCUACACAUGCCAGAAAAGCAUUUCCUUGUUUUGACGAGCCCAUCUACAAGGCAACUUUUAAAAUCAGCAUCAAGCAUCAAGCAACCUACUUAUCUUUAUCCAAUAUGCCAGUGGAAACUUCCGUGUUUGAGGAAGAUGGAUGGGUUACGGAUCACUUUUCACAGACCCCUCUCAUGUCCACGUAUUACUUAGCCUGGGCUAUUUGCAACUUCACAUACAGAGAAACUAUCACCAAGAGUGGAGUUGUAGUACGAUUAUACGCACGACCCGACGCUAUCAGAAGAGGAUCCGGGGACUAUGCUCUCCAUAUAACAAAGAGAUUAAUAGAGUUUUAUGAAGACUACUUUAAAGUGCCCUACUCCUUGCCCAAACUAGAUCUUUUAGCUGUGCCUAAGCAUCCGUAUGCUGCUAUGGAGAACUGGGGACUCAGUAUUUUUGUGGAACAGAGAAUACUGCUGGAUCCCAGUGUGUCAUCUAUUUCUUAUUUGCUGGAUGUCACCAUGGUCAUUGUUCAUGAGAUAUGUCACCAGUGGUUUGGUGACCUCGUGACUCCUGUGUGGUGGGAAGAUGUGUGGCUGAAGGAAGGUUUUGCUCACUACUUUGAAUUUGUUGGUACAGACUACCUCUACCCUGGCUGGAACAUGGAAAAACAGAGGUUUCUGACGGAUGUUCUGCAUGAAGUGAUGCUGCUUGAUGGCUUGGCCAGUUCCCAUCCAGUAUCACAGGAAGUGCUACAGGCAACAGAUAUUGACAGGGUGUUUGACUGGAUCGCAUAUAAAAAGGGUGCUGCUUUAAUUAGAAUGCUGGCAAAUUUUAUGGGCCAUUCAGUAUUUCAGAGGGGUUUGCAAGAUUAUUUAACCAUUCAUAAGUAUGGCAAUGCAGCCAGAAAUGAUCUCUGGAACACACUUUCAGAGGCUUUAAAAAGGAAUGGGAAAUAUGUAAAUAUACAAGAAGUAAUGGACCAGUGGACACUCCAGAUGGGUUAUCCUGUUAUCACCAUCUUGGGAAAUACCACAGCAGAAAAUUGGAUAAUAAUUACCCAACAACAUUUUAUUUAUGACAUCAGUGCUAAAACUAGAGCACUUGCACUUCAAAAUAACAGUUACCUGUGGCAGAUUCCAUUAACUAUUGUGGUAGGAAAUAGAAGCCAUAUGUCUCCAGAAGCAAUUAUUUGGGUAUCUAACAAAUCAGAGCACCACAGACUAACUUCUUUGGACAAAGGAAGCUGGUUGCUUGGAAACAUCAAUCAAACUGGCUAUUUUAGAGUCAACUAUGAUUUAAGGAAUUGGAGAUUAUUAAUUGAUCAAUUAAUCAGGAACCAUGAGAUUCUCUCCGUCAGUAAUCGAGCAGGCUUGAUCGACGAUGCCUUCAGCUUAGCCAGGUAUGUUUUCCUGUGGAUCUCCACGAUAAAACUCAUGCCCUUAAGACUUCCUCUAGGAGCUAAAUA